This is a messenger RNA of Trypanosoma rangeli, 1944 nucleotides long. RefSeq names its product leishmanolysin. The coding region runs from base 1 to 1944 and encodes 647 amino acids. Gene Ontology annotation, molecular function: metalloendopeptidase activity. The transcript has a single exon. Gene Ontology annotation, biological process: cell adhesion; proteolysis. NCBI's taxonomy places the organism in Eukaryota, Euglenozoa, Kinetoplastea, Trypanosomatida, Trypanosomatidae. The record is from RefSeq and is a predicted model, not a curated record. Gene Ontology annotation, cellular component: cytoplasm; membrane.
AUGUUCAAACGGAAGCAACACGGGGAGUUUCUUCAGGCGAUGUGCCAGCCACCCCGCAGCAUGCCGUUUCUAUCCCUGGCGGUGUUUUUGCUGUUGGUGUGUUGUGCCGCUGGGUGCCUCGCCGUCGAUUCCGCCCGGAAGCACCGCUGCGGAUUUGGCGAGAUGAUGGGGAGGUGGCCGCAGCCGACUGCGGUGGUUCGUGAUGUGCCGCGCAGAGGACAGGGUGAGAUGCAGGCGUACACUGUCGCCGCACAAGGCGUGGGGAGUGAGUGGGCCCCGAUCCGCAUCAAAGUGUCCGCGAAGGACAUGGACGACUCGUCGAAGCACUGCACCGCAGAAAGGCCUUGGCGCCUGGUCAAUGGCAACUGGCAGGAAUGCACAGAUGACAUGAUGUUGACGGAGGCGAAGAAGGACAUCGUUUUGAAGCAACUCCUCCCGGCCGCAAUUAAGAUGCACACCGAUCGUCUGUCCGUGAGGCCUGUGGAGGGUCCCAUCCCCAUACCAGAUCAUGGUAUAGGGAUGUGCACUGGUUUAACCAUCCCUUCCUGGCACCACACGAUCGGCGUGAGCGGCGCCGACCUAAUUCUCUACGUCGACGCUCUCCCGUCUAACGCCGCUACCGCAUGGGCGUUUCGCUGCGUCUUUCUGGAGGACGGACGUCCGUACGUUGGCGGUGUGAUCUUCAACCCCAAGCACAUACGGGCCACUGAUGAAACUGUUCGUACUGCAGCGCACGAGAUUGGGCACGUUCUUGGGUUUGCGUUCAAUCGUUUUUCGAGAUUCAAUAUGGUCUCCCAAGUCCCCAAUGUUCGCGGGAAAGAAAAAGUGUGGGUGGUUUCCUCACCGAAGGUGAAGGAGCUGGCGAGGAAGUACUACAACUGCCCCACACUUGAGGGCAUGGAGCUGGACGAGGGGAGUGAUGGGAUGCUCGACCUAAGCCACUGGAAGAAACUCAGCGCACAGGACGAGUUGAUGACUCCUGACUUCCCGUCCAUUUAUUACUCGGCAUUCACGCUUGCGGCAUUUGAGGACAUGGGUGUGUACAAGGCUAACUACGACAUGGCGGAGCAGUUGCGGUGGGGCAACAACUCUGGCUGCGGGCUGCUGGAAAAUGAGUGCUUCACCAACGGCCACACCGACUACCCUGAGUUGUUCUGUAAACACCCGUCGACUAGACAAAGUCUGCUCUGCACGCAUGACCGUCUUUCUCUGGGGUACUGUGGGCUAUAUAUUCACCCCCAGCCCCUUCCACCGCAGUUGCAGUACUUUGAUAACCCUGCAUUUGGAGGUUUGAGGACUAUGGACUGCUGUCCGUUUGUUGUUGAGCGUGAAGCGUCUGGGUGUACCAACGGAAACACUGAAUCUAUCCCUGGAAGCUUCAUUGGCUCGAACUCACGGUGUGUAAAGGGGGAGGGGCUUCGUUUUGAUUACCAAGAGAUUGGCGAUGUGUGCGUGAACACGCAGUGCAGUGGGGGUAGGCUGAGGGUGCAGUUCCUUGGCGACGGUACGUGGCACGACUGCAAUGAGGGUGAGACAGUUGCGCCGUCGGGGGGCGAAUGGAGCGGGGGGAGCAUCAGGUGCCCCAAAUACGCCGACGUGUGCGCAGCCUUCCGUAACACCAGGGAUCUCCCAAUACCAGUCGUUGCCCCACCAUUGGUGGAGGAGUCAAACCCUGCAGACACAAAUGAUGAAUCAGGCGGCACUAAUCCUGAGCCCGAUGCCUCGCCCUCAACGUAUCCGUCGCGCAAUACCAACCCGGAACGCAACCCAACCAGCAUGCGUGGUGAGGUUACUCCGAACCCGUCCGGGAAAAGCAGCGUUGGAGGCAACGGGAAUCGUGGAGGGAAGGGAUUCGGAAUCGGUGACACUUCAGUUGCGGCUGUUGGCCUCGGUUCCCUUGCGCUUCUCAUCGUGGCCGCCGCCGUGGCGAUGGCGCCUCUCUGA